AUGGACAAGCCCAAAGAGAAAACGUCCAAGCCAAACGUUAAGCUUGCCAAAUGGCUCGCGUGCACCCCUCCCUCCUCGGAGCUUCCCUGGGGGUCCAGAGAAACUUAUGAGAGGGGUGGCAUCAUAUAUGAGAAAACCACUGGGCGAGCCCUGGGAAGAAUACGCGCCAAGACAGGAUCCCGGGGAGCUCCAUGCACAUUUGAUCUGUUGUGGACGCAACGAAAGCGAUGCAUUCAGACCUACACACAUUGCUACAAUCAAGGCUUUGACAGGCAGGCCAAACGCCCACCCGGUAGGGCAGGAUCAGGGGGCAGUUCCGUCCGGACCAGAAGCUCAAGAGCCGGGACGGUGGCCUCAAGUCAGGGCGUUGAUGACUUUGAAAUCACAGAGGGUGGUGGUGUUGAGGACUUUGAAAUCACAGAGGGUGCUGGUGUUGAGGCAAACGCAGAUGACGACCCUGCCGAGACAACUACAGAUGAGCUUGUGGCGCUAGAUUCCUCGGGAGAGGGGGCAGGGUGA
Messenger RNA from Exophiala mesophila, 519 nucleotides. RefSeq lists its product as uncharacterized. The transcript has 3 exons. Bases 1 to 519 code for a protein of 172 amino acids. The record is from RefSeq and is a predicted model, not a curated record. Lineage: Eukaryota; Fungi; Ascomycota; Eurotiomycetes; Chaetothyriales; Herpotrichiellaceae.